This is a messenger RNA of Asparagus officinalis (garden asparagus), 869 nucleotides long. RefSeq names its product COP9 signalosome complex subunit 8. Gene Ontology annotation, biological process: COP9 signalosome assembly; protein deneddylation. Bases 34 to 639 code for a protein of 201 amino acids. The transcript has 5 exons. Gene Ontology annotation, cellular component: COP9 signalosome. Lineage: Eukaryota; Viridiplantae; Streptophyta; Magnoliopsida; Asparagales; Asparagaceae. The record is from RefSeq and is a predicted model, not a curated record.
CAAGAAAAGACCUGCAAACUCUCCUUCAGCGCCAUGGAUUCCUCCAUCGAUUUCUCUCAACUACAAGGCGCUCUCGCCUCCGAAUCCUACGAUAAGAUCGCAGACAUCUGCGACGAGCUAAUGCUGCAGGUUGCCUCCAAGGGAGUCGCAUUCGAGAUCGAGUGGCCGUACGCGAUCCAUCUCUUAGGUCACUUUUACAUCAACGAUCUGAAUAGCGCUAGGUUUUUGUGGAAAUCGAUACCGAGUCAUGUCAAAGAGGCUCAGCCAGAGAUUGUGGCAGUUUGGAAGAUUGGGCAAUGUCUCUGGACUAGAGAUUAUGCUGGUGUUUUUGGCGCUGUUCAUGGUUUUGAAUGGAGUGCAGAUGUUGCUGGCAUUGUGACUGCCUUCUCAGAGAGCUAUACCAAGCGAAUGUUCCAGCUGCUGCAGUCUGCAUAUUCAACAAUUACGGUUGCUGAUGCAGCCCAUUUUAUGGGGAUGAGUGAAGAUGAUGCCACAAAAUAUGCACUUCAACAUGGCUGGACUUUAGAUUCAUCCUCCAACAUGCUUACGGUGAGGAAACCGAUUGUCGUCAAGCAGCAGAAAUUAGACCCCAGCAAAUUACAGCGCCUUACUGAAUACGUUUACCACUUGGAGCACUGAUUUUCUUCCCUGUGAAUUCUCAAGAAAAACCCUUCUUUUUGUGCCUGAAGGUGUAUGGCUUAUUACCCCUUUUUACUUAAGAAUGAUACUUUGAUUUUGGAAGAGAGAAAUAUUCAGGAAACUAAGCAGAAUUUUCUUCUCAUGUUGAUGGUUUGAGGAAUUGGUGCUAAUGUUUUACUGUGCACAAUGAAUGCAAUUGUUUGUAUCGAUGCGGCUUUGAAAGAGUUUAA